This is a messenger RNA of Lizanozyma spartinae, 906 nucleotides long. It is a transcript of the gene RNH35, whose product is annotated as ribonuclease H2 catalytic subunit. Gene Ontology annotation, biological process: mismatch repair; DNA replication, removal of RNA primer. The transcript has a single exon. The record is from RefSeq and is a predicted model, not a curated record. Bases 1 to 906 code for a protein of 301 amino acids. NCBI's taxonomy places the organism in Eukaryota, Fungi, Ascomycota, Pichiomycetes, Serinales, Debaryomycetaceae. Gene Ontology annotation, cellular component: ribonuclease H2 complex. Gene Ontology annotation, molecular function: RNA-DNA hybrid ribonuclease activity; RNA binding.
AUGACUCAAACAGAAGAUAAAUGGAGACCGGUAUCAUUUCGAAGCAUUAGUGACCCUGAAAGGUUUGAAUCAAGCGUGCACGAAGAGUUCCCCCCAAGUGUAUUGGACGUCAAUGAGUCCAUCGUGUUAGGAGUAGAUGAGGCAGGAAGAGGACCGGUUCUAGGUCCUAUGGUAUAUGGAGUGGCAUUUUGCAGUGAAGAGGUUCUGACCAACUUGCAAAAGGAUUAUGGGUUUGCAGACUCCAAAGUGUUAAAAGAGGCUGUUAGAGAACUGUUGUUUAAGAGAAUAGAAGAUGGGGAUUUAUAUGAUAAAAUUGGUUGGGCUACUACUACAUUGACUGCAAGAGAUAUUCUGCUGGGGAUGCUUGGGAAGAAAAACUAUAAUUUGAACGAACAAGCACAUGAUACAACCAUAGAAUUGAUACGAAGAGUCUUAGCUAAAGGUGUCCAUUUGACCAAAGUAUUUGUUGAUACAGUGGGUCCACCAGUUAAAUAUCAAGCGAAAUUACAAAGCUAUUUCCCUGGAAUUGAAAUAACGGUGUCCAAAAAGGCAGAUAGUAUAUACCCCAUUGUUUCUGUGGCCUCGGUCAUGGCUAAAGUCACUAGAGAUGGUUAUUUGAAGUACUUUGAAGACCAAAUAGGAACAACUUUAGGCAGUGGAUAUCCUUCUGAUCCUAACACUACCAAAUGGCUCAAUGGGACUGCCGAUGAUAUUUUUGGUUGGAAUCCUUAUGGAAUUGUAAGAUAUCUGUGGCAACCUGCUAAGGAUAGACUUAAAAAGUCUCCAAUAGAAGUUUCUUAUCCACUGGAAGAGGAAGACCCUGCAGAUGGUAUUACUUCCUUCUUCAACGAUUCGAAACCUGUCAAAGAAUCAUUAGAAUAUUACGGUCAAUCAGUGGCAUUAUAA